CCCCCAAGCCCCUCCUUCACUCUUUACAAACCAAACCAACUUUCAACCUCAUCAGUUUCUCAUAUAUAUAUAUAUAUAUCAACUACUUUUUCAGACACAACAUAUAUUCUUUGCUUUGGUGUUUGGAAAGCAAGCCUAUAUACUACUCAAGAUGUUGCAUAACUUGCUUGAUGCAAUCACAGGCCAUCAUCACAAUGGCGGCAGUACGAAACAGAUUACAGGGACUGUGGUGCUGAUGAAGAAGAAUGUGUUGGAUUUCAAUGACUUCAAUGCUUCUGUUCUUGAUCGCGUGCAUGAAUUGGUGGGGCAAAGGGUUUCUCUGCAGCUCAUCAGUGCUGUCAAUGCCGAUUCCGAUAAUGGAUUGAAAGGGAAACUUGGAAAGCCUGCAUAUUUGGAAGACUGGAUCAGCACAAUCACUCCUUUAACAGCAGGAGAUUCUGCAUACAAGGUUACCUUUGACUGGGAUGACGAAAUCGGAGUUCCAGGAGCAAUCCUAAUAAAAAACAAUCACCACAGUCAGUUCUACCUUAAGACCAUCACACUCGAAAAUGUUCCUGGUGAGGGUACAGUUCACUUUGUUUGCAACUCAUGGGUGUACCCUGCAGAAAAAAACACGAAAGACCGCAUUUUCUUUGUUAACAAGACUUACCUUCUAAGUGAUACACCACUACCACUACAACAGUACAGAAAAGAAGAACUAGUACACUUGAGAGGAGAUGGGAAAGGAGAGCUCCAGGAGUAUGACAGGGUCUAUGACUAUGCUUACUACAAUGAUCUGGGAAAUCCAGACAAGGGUUCAGAUUAUGCCCGUCAAACUCUUGGAGGGACUAGUGAGUAUCCUUAUCCUCGAAGAGGAAGAACUGGCCGUGCUCCAACUGAGUCAGAUCCUAGCAGUGAGAGUAGGAUCCCUCUUCUCAUGAGCUUAGACAUUUAUGUUCCAAGAGACGAACGAUUCGGACACUUGAAGAUGUCUGAUUUCCUUGCUUAUGCACUGAAGUCCAUAGCUCAAUUCAUCAGACCUGAGCUAGAAGCUCUAUUUGAUCCCACUCCUAAUGAGUUUGACAGCUUCGAAGAUGUACUCAAACUCUAUGAAGGAGGAAUUGAAGUACCUGAAGGUUUCUUAAAGGACAUUGGGGACAACAUCCCUCUAGAGAUGAUCAAGGAAAUUUUCCGGACCGAUGGUGCACAGUUCCUCAAGUUCCCAACGCCUCAAGUGAUCAAAGAGAAUAGGCUGGCUUGGAGGACAGAUGAAGAAUUUGCCAGAGAAAUGCUAGCUGGAGUGAACCCUGUCAACAUUAGUCUCCUCCAAGCAUUUCCACCGGUAAGCACUCUAGACCAAAAUGUUUAUGGUGAUCAGUCCAGUACAAUAACAGAAGAACACAUCAAGAAUAACUUGGAUGGACUGACAGUGGAGAAGGCACUCAAGAGCAACAAGCUAUUCAUAUUAGACCACCAUGAUGCAUUGAUGCCAUACGUGAGGCGUAUAAACUCAAAUACCUCCUCAAAGAUCUAUGCUAGCAGGACACUCCUUUUUUUGAAAAGUGAUGGAACUUUGAAGCCACUGGUGAUUGAACUAAGCUUGCCUCAUCCUGAUGGAGAUGAGCAUGGUCGCAUUAGCAGUGUAUUCACGCCAGCUGAGGAAGGUGUAGAAAGCUCCAUAUGGCAGCUGGCCAAAGCUUAUGUUGCUGUAAAUGACUCUGGAGUUCAUCAACUUAUCAGUCACUGGUUGAAUACUCAUGCAGUGUGUGAGCCAGUAGUAAUAGCAACUAACAGGCAACUGAGUGUGGUUCACCCAAUUUACAAGCUUCUUCAUCCUCACUUCCGCGACACUAUGAACAUAAAUGCACUAGCCAGGCAAAUCCUUAUCAAUGCUGGUGGCAUUCUGGAGACAACAGUGUUUCCAGGUAGGUAUGCCAUGGAGAUGUCAUCAGUUGUUUACAAGAAAUGGGUUUUCCCUGAGCAAGCUCUCCCUGCAGAUCUCAUCAAGAGAGGAAUGGCAGUCAAGGAUGAGAGUGCUCCACACGGUCUACGCCUAGUGAUAGAGGACUACCCCUAUGGUGCUGAUGGGCUCGAAAUCUGGUUUGCGAUAAGAAAUUGGGUAGAAGACUACUGCUCGUUCUACUACAAGAGUGAUAACAUUGUUCAAAAAGACACAGAACUCCAAUCCUGGUGGAAGGAACUAGUAGAGGAGGGUCAUGGUGACAAAAAAGAUGAGCCCUGGUGGCCUAAAAUGCAGACUCGUGAAGAGCUAAUUGAAGCUUGCACUAUCAUCAUAUGGACUUCAUCUGCACUCCAUGCAGCUGUCAACUUUGGACAGUACCCUUAUGCAGGCUACCUCCCAUGCCGCCCCACUGUAAGCCGAAGGUUCAUGCCCGAAAAAGGAACUCCUGAGUAUGAUGAGCUUGAGUCCAACCCUGAUAAGGCCUUCUUGAAAACAAUCACUGCUCAGUUCCAGACAGUGCUUGGCAUUGCCCUGAUUGAGAUUCUGUCAAGGCAUUCUACUGAUGAAGUGUAUUUGGGCCAGAGGGACACUCCUAACUGGACAGCAGAUGCAGAAGCAUUGCAAGCUUUUAACAGAUUUGGAAAGAAACUUGCUGAAAUCGAAGAGAAGAUUACCAACAUGAACAAUGAUGAGAAUCUGAAGAACAGGGUUGGAAAGGUGGAGGUGCCAUACACUUUGCUGUAUCCCACUGGUGAAAGUGGAAUUGCUGGCAAGGGAAUUCCCAACAGUGUCUCAAUCUAAAAGCCUGUCAACUAGAAAAGGGGAAGCCUUUGAAAAGCUAGUACAAUAUCGAUAAAGCAAGCCACUUUGAUUUAAGAAUUACUUACAAAUUAGUCUUUCAAUAAUUCCAUGUAAAUCAAUUACUCAAUUUACAGCAGAAGAAGCUAAAAGUCUGUACUGAACUUUCUAAUGUACAACAUAUAUAUUAUUCAUUAUUUCAUUAGCUGCAUUUUUUCAGUUGACCCCUUUCAACUAGGAAACUAUGUAAUGCAUACUCUUAGGUUGGUCACUUGGUCAUCUGCAUCAACAAGUGGAAAUACAUCUG
Fragaria vesca subsp. vesca is the source of this 3047-nucleotide messenger RNA. Its product is annotated as probable linoleate 9S-lipoxygenase 5-like. Gene Ontology annotation, biological process: lipid oxidation. The transcript has 9 exons. Bases 152 to 2743 code for a protein of 863 amino acids. The record is from RefSeq and is a predicted model, not a curated record. Gene Ontology annotation, molecular function: metal ion binding; protein binding; oxidoreductase activity, acting on single donors with incorporation of molecular oxygen, incorporation of two atoms of oxygen. NCBI's taxonomy places the organism in Eukaryota, Viridiplantae, Streptophyta, Magnoliopsida, Rosales, Rosaceae.